Plasmodium vivax (malaria parasite P. vivax) is the source of this 843-nucleotide messenger RNA. Its product is annotated as tRNA intron endonuclease, putative. Gene Ontology annotation, biological process: tRNA splicing, via endonucleolytic cleavage and ligation. Gene Ontology annotation, molecular function: nucleic acid binding; tRNA-intron lyase activity. Bases 210 to 515 code for a protein of 101 amino acids. The record is from RefSeq and is a predicted model, not a curated record. The transcript has 3 exons. Lineage: Eukaryota; Apicomplexa; Aconoidasida; Haemosporida; Plasmodiidae.
GGCAGGAAAAAAAAAAAAAACUUCUACAGCUGCCCUUCCAUUUUUGCAUCCCCCGCUGCGUAUAAAAAUGAACAACACAAAUUGGCGUAUCUUCUGCGCACGUCCCAAAGUUUAUCACAAGCUAGAGUAACAGAGUCGUUUUUCUUUUUCGCUAGAAGGAGAGUACGACUGCGGUUAACAGAGCAGAGGUCCUGUUGGCUCUCCCCCUCAUGACGAGCAGAGCUGCCUUGAGGAACCUCGUUUUGGCUGACCUAAGUAGGAACUUCACCACAUCGGAUGGGAUUAAAUAUGGCGCCGAUUUUGUGCUGUACAGGGGGGACAUCGACGCGGAACACGGAUUCGCGCUAAUGUUCGUAAAGGAGGAAAACGCGCCCCUAAGUGAUAAGGACAAAACGGUCAUAUGCAGGAUAUGCGAGAGUGUUAAAAAGAAGGGAAUAAUUGCAUAUGUGAAUGGACACACUAAAGAAAUUAAGUACGAGGAAAUUUUUAGAAAAACGGAAGGAUCCCCUGGUUGAUGUGCCCAGCGCGCAGCGGUAGGGAAGAAAUCAGGGGUGUUAUAUAAUUCCCCAAUUUGGGAUAUAGCCGCCUACAAAAGUAGCCUCUUUGUGGGGUAUAUUUCCCCCCAGCGGCGCGGACCACAUUUAUGUCAACCGCGUAACGGUUUGUAUAUGCCCCACCCGGGAGGCUAACCGAAGAGGACUCCCCUUUUUGGAUUCAUCAAAUGGGGUUAAAAAAAAAAGAAUCAAAUUUUGUUAUCACAUCAUUUGGUGUCGUACGGCAUGGUACGACAUGGUAUCGUAUCGUACCGCAUCUUACAGUGCCAAUAGUACGCACAACCCUUUU